AUGAAUAUCAUUAGAAUUCUCAAUGAGAUCAAUGUGACGGUUAGCUACUUGAAAUUCGAGUUUGAGAUGAAAGAUCUUGGGAAAACUCGAUUUGGUCUAGGCUUAGAACUAGAGAAUCGAGUAACUGAAAUCCUAAUUUGCCAGUCGGCUUAUGUCCAAAAAAUGCUCAUGCUAUUUAAUAUAGACAAAGCACAUGCUCUUGGCACUCCUAUGAUUACCCGAAGUCUGGAUAUUACAAAAGACCCGUUCCGUCAGAAAGAUGAUGAUGAAGAGGUCCUGGGAGCUGAAACUCCAUAUCUUGAUGCGAUUGGAACUCUGUUAUAUUUGGCUCAGUGCACUCAAUUAGACAUUGCAUUCAUUGUUCCAUAUAUUGAGUUAGGUCUGUUCUUUCCCUACAGUGAAACAAGAGUUCAAAAGAUCCCUCUUGGGAUCAGUGGAACACAGCUCUCGGCCUCCCACCGAGAGACUGUGUCUAACAUUGCCACAGCCGCAGGUUAUGCGCAUAGCAGACUAGUCUCCUAA
This is a messenger RNA of Fragaria vesca subsp. vesca, 522 nucleotides long. RefSeq lists its product as uncharacterized. The transcript has 2 exons. The record is from RefSeq and is a predicted model, not a curated record. Bases 1 to 522 code for a protein of 173 amino acids. NCBI's taxonomy places the organism in Eukaryota, Viridiplantae, Streptophyta, Magnoliopsida, Rosales, Rosaceae.